Molecule: messenger RNA, 913 nt
Organism: Dictyostelium purpureum
Lineage: Eukaryota; Evosea; Eumycetozoa; Dictyosteliales; Dictyosteliaceae
Product: proteasome subunit beta type 7
Exons: 3
Coding region: 1-825 (274 amino acids)
Cellular component (GO): proteasome core complex
Molecular function (GO): threonine-type endopeptidase activity
Source: RefSeq, a predicted model, not a curated record
AUGGAACACUUAAAUAGAGGUGGUUUUGAUUUCGAAUUAUCACACAGAAACAAUGUUUUAGAUAAAACUGGAAUGAAAAUGAAAGGUUUUAAAAAAACAGGUACUACAAUUGUUGGUGUAGUAUACGAAGGUGGUGUAGUAUUAGGUGCAGAUACUCGUGCUACUGAAGGUCCAAUUGUUGCAGAUAAAAAUUGUGAAAAGAUUCAUUAUAUCGCUGAUAAUAUUUUUUGUUGUGGUGCUGGUACAGCUGCAGAUACUGAAAAUGCCACUGCACUCAUCAGCUCCAAAUUAAAAUUACAUAAAUUAUCAACUGGUAGACAAACACGUGUUACUACAGCUCUUACCAUGUUAAAACAAAUGUUAUUCAAAUAUCAAGGUCACGUCAGUGCAGCUUUAAUUUUAGGUGGUAUCGAUAUCAAUGGUCCAUCAUUACACACUAUUUAUCCACACGGUAGUACAGAUCAAUUACCAUAUGUUACUAUGGGUUCUGGUUCUUUAGCUGCUAUGGCUGUUUUUGAAGCAAAAUAUAAAUCAAAUAUGAAUAAACAAGAAGCUAUUGAUUUAGUUGCUGAAGCUAUUAGUAGUGGUAUUUUUAAUGAUUUAGGUUCAGGUAGUAAUUGUGAUGUUACUGUCAUUGAAAACUCUGGUGUCACUGUAUUAAGAAACUACCAAACUCCAAAUGAACGUAAAUUUAGAAAUAACUUGGCAUAUGUUUUCCCAGCAAACACUACUCCAGUCUCUUCUAUUAAACAAGGUCCAUUAGCCACAACUCAUAAAUAUACUCUUAAAGAUGUUUUGGUUGAAGAAGAAGAAAAAAUGAAUUAAAAAACAAACAAACAAACUUUCAUCAAUCAAUCAAUCAAUAAUCAACAUUAAAGGGAAAUAAAUAAAUUUUUGUAAAUUUUUUUAAAUU